Lucilia cuprina (Australian sheep blowfly) is the source of this 969-nucleotide messenger RNA. Its product is annotated as trypsin. The record is from RefSeq and is a predicted model, not a curated record. Gene Ontology annotation, biological process: proteolysis. Gene Ontology annotation, molecular function: serine-type endopeptidase activity. The transcript has a single exon. Lineage: Eukaryota; Metazoa; Arthropoda; Insecta; Diptera; Calliphoridae. The coding region runs from base 28 to 879 and encodes 283 amino acids.
UAUUGAUUGCUAAGAAUUGGGGUAAAAAUGAAAGUUGCGUGUUUGGUUGUACUCUUGGCUGCUGUCGCCUGUGCCAGCCCUUCUGGUUUGGCUGAAACCUUAAAAAGCAGAAUUAUUUCUAGACCACCUGUAGAUGUAAGUCCUUUCAUUAUUGGUGGCGAAAAUGCCACUGAAAAUUCUGCUCCCUACUUGGUUUCUUUGAGCAUUUCCUCCAUUGCUUAUGCUCACAGUUGUGCUGGUACUAUCAUUGGCAAAGAAUGGGUUUUGACUGCUGCCCAUUGUGUCCAAGAAAUGAAAGAAUUGGCUGGUGAUGUUGUAGGUUUGCCCGUUUAUGCCGGUUUAACCGACCGCAACAAUUUGACCGAAGCUCAAGUCGUUACUGUCGAUUUUGCUUUCAAUCACAAGCAAUUUACUGGUUUGGAAGGAUCCGAAGAUAUUGCAUUGUUGCAUGUCACUCCCAGUUUUGAAUUCAGUUCCAAGGUAAAACAAGUCGCUUUGCCCUACAAAAACGAAGUCUACAACAACGAAACAUCUGCUAACUAUGGUUGGGGUUUGGAUGAUCCCGAGGGUGUUCUGUUCGUCAACAAAUUGCAAGUUGCCAAAUCUGCAAUCUUGAGCCAAGAAGAGUGCAAAGAAUCAUUGCCUUCUGAUGCUCCUCUUACCAGCAAACACAUUUGCGUUAAAGUAGCUGCCUGUUACGGUGAUGGUGGUUCUCCUUUGGUUGUCGAACGUCCCGGUAAUGUUGCUGAAUUAGCUGGCAUCACCUCUUGGGGUUACUUGCCAUGUGGCUACAACAAUCGUCCCACAGUAUACACCGCUGUUUCCCAGUACGUUGAUUGGAUCGCUGAAGUUCAAUGGGCUUAUUAUGUUUUGCAUUAAAAUCGAAGCCGUAAAUCAUUUACUCAUUUAAACAAAUAAACAUUUAAAAGAGAGGAGAAACACCUCAAGAAAAAAAAUAAGAAAAUCAAA